This is a messenger RNA of Corythoichthys intestinalis (scribbled pipefish), 11243 nucleotides long. Its product is annotated as AT-rich interactive domain-containing protein 3B-like. The coding region runs from base 720 to 2552 and encodes 610 amino acids. The transcript is spliced from 9 exons. Gene Ontology annotation, biological process: regulation of transcription by RNA polymerase II. Gene Ontology annotation, molecular function: DNA binding. Gene Ontology annotation, cellular component: nucleus. NCBI's taxonomy places the organism in Eukaryota, Metazoa, Chordata, Actinopteri, Syngnathiformes, Syngnathidae. The record is from RefSeq and is a predicted model, not a curated record.
ACACCCUUGAAGAAUCAUGUUACUUUUCUCCGCAUUGUAGUUUAGUUAUUGUUUUUGGUUAAUUCAGUAUAUUUAAUUUUGCAUUGUAUUCUAGCUAUUGUUUAUGAUUAAUUCAAUAUAUUUAAUGAGUAAAUAUGAGUUCGGGAGAAUUUUGGUAUAGUUUUUACGCUAAUAAAUGAUUUUGGAAUGAGUAGCUGAAAAAUGUCGGUAAAAAUUCCGAGCGGCAUUGAACGCAACGAGCUAACGAAUGUCCACAGCAUUUUUCCCCCUCACCCGACACUACAUUCUUGAGCAAAUUUCCGCAUGUGAGUGAUAAAGGCCAGCUUCCGAGCGGCGGUACUUGUUGCUGCGGGUUUUGUGCCACCGUUUUCAGGGGGUGUCAAGAUUGGAGGCCAAACCGGGGAGAAACUUACGGUUUUCGUCUCAGGAAACAAGCGAAAGGGCUCGGGAAAUUAACAAUAAUUAAAAGGGGGAAAAAGACAACUCGUAGGAGACGAAAAACUGCUUCCCUAUUGAAUGAGAAUAACUUUUUCUUUAUUAUUAUUAUUUUUUUUUUUUUUAAAGGCGAGGAAGUACGAGUUUUAGCGCCUUUCUUUCAGCGGGUGUGCGUCGUGCCUUCCUCUUCUUCCUCCCCGGACGUGCGCGUACUCGUGAGCUGGCGUGCGCGUGUGUUUACAAGUGAGUUUGAACGAGUGCCAGCAGCGAGGCAAGCAAGAGGCAUGGUGGAUAACUCCAGCAGUAGUAAGGCGCAAAUGCCCAGCAUGUCUCAGGAGCCCAGUGUAGCCUUUCCUCAGAGCGCCCCAUCAGGGGGGAUGAAGCUGGAGGCGGUGAUGGAGCAACUUCAGCGCCAGCAGCAAGCUCGGCUGGAGAUGGAACGCAAGGAGAGGAAGCUGCGCGAGGCCCACAUCAUGUACGCUCAACAGGUGGCCGCUCAGCAGGCCAUCCUGGCGGCCGCCCGCGCGUCGGGAGCCAACUUCAUGGGCAAGGGCCUGGCCGGAGUGGUGCCGCCCCCGCCGCCGCCUCCCCGCGUGUCUAAUCAGAGCAGCGUAGACUCCGAGAAGGAGGACGACGAGGACCGGGGCCGCGACUCGGCCGACGAGGACGACGACGCCGAGAUGAUGGACGGCGACGAACGCAGCGACGAGGACGAGGGCGGCGCGGUCGGCGGCCUGGAGUUCCUCCGCAAGCAGACGCUGGCGCUGCAGCAGAGCGCCGGCCGCAUGCCCCCCGUCCGACCUUACGGCAGCUUCGCCGCCUCGGCCCCUCAGAGGCCGCCGUCCCCGCCCAUCAGGGUCAAGCAGGAACCCGACGAGGGCCUGUCGCCCGCUGGCGCUCACCCGGCCACCUCCCCCAACGGCCAGGCCGACUGGAGCUUUGAAGACCACUUCAGACAGAAUGGAAGCGCAAGUUGGGCGGAUGAGGCGGACAGUAACAGAGGAAGAGGAGAAGCCUCCAGAGACUUUGCCAAGUUGUACGAGUUGGACAAUGAUCCAAAACGGAAGGAGUUCUUGGAUGAUCUCUUUACCUUCAUGCAGAAAAGAGGCACGCCUGUCAACCGUAUUCCCAUCAUGGCCAAACAAGUGCUGGAUCUGUAUAUGCUCUACAAGCUGGUGACGGAGAAGGGAGGCCUAGUGGAGGUUAUCAACAAGAAGAUUUGGAGGGAGAUCACCAAGGGGCUCAACUUGCCCACCUCUAUCACAAGCGCCGCGUUCACCCUGCGCACACAGUACAUGAAGUAUUUGUACCCGUACGAGUGCGAGCGUAAGGGCCUGAGCUCCCCCGGCGAGCUUCAGGCGGCCAUCGACAGCAACCGCCGCGAGGGCCGCCGCCCAAGCUACAGCAGCAGCCUAUUCCGCUUCUCGCCGUCGCCCAGCGCCGCCCCGCACAUCCUCUCGCCUCCCAAGAUGCACCUCUCCGCCAUCGGGCCCGGCACCUCUGCGGCCCUCAACGGCCUGCAGGGCUCACCGGGGUCAAUUUUGAAGAAAGACGACCUGACUCCCUCCAUCAUGGCGGCCCGACCCUCCGUGGCCCUGGCACUGGGGCAGCAGCAGGUGGCGGGCCUGGCGCGCGCCGCUACGCUGGAGCAGCUCCGAGAGAAGCUGGAAACCACCGGGGGCGGCGUGGGAGAGGGUCCCGAGAGGAAGAUGGCCCGUCUGGCCGAGGAGCAGCAGCGCCUCAUGCAGCAAGCUUUUCAGCACAACCUGCUGGCUAUGGCCUCGCAGAUGCCAAUGAACUUGCGCCUCGGGGCCCCCGCCAUCACCCAGAGAGAUGAGAAGCAGCAGGACAUGUCUCUGAGCAUUUCCACUAAUGGCAAUGCUAGCAUUACAGUCUCUGUGGAGGUCAAUGGCACAAUGUACUCAGGAACACUCUUUGCCCAGAAGGCCGGAGGCCUGUUGGGUCCCGCCGUGUCGGCCGCCGCCUCAGCUUCCACCAGCGCCGGCUUCGGCUUCUCUGCACCGCCGAGACAGAACCUCAGCCCCGCCUCCUCCUCCUCCCCGCCUUCCUCCAAGGCCCCCAGUUCGGCCGAGCCGGGCCCCAACGGGUCGCCCUAACCUGCCCGCUUCUAACGGGCUCCACCCCCACACCACUUCCCCCUUCAUCCCCAGGCCCGACCCGGCAUGAAAUUCUGUACCGCGAGAAAGAUUACAGACUGUUGCACAACAAAUACCUCAUGAAGCCUGUCCACCUCUUGGCUGUCCAAUCGUGAACACGAAAGCCCGAGAAUAGAACAUCAUAACGCUACUAUGCAUUUUCCACACUCUCAUGCUAGACACAAUCAUCGCAGCCAAAAAAAAAAACCCACUGACAGGUGACGUCACAACUGAACUUGAAUUUUAUUUUAAUUUUUUUUUUUGUGUUGCCAUUUUGUCGUCUUUAUUUUUAGAAUGAAUUUUUUCGCUCUUCUUACAUACCUCAAAUCACGCAACCUGCAGUGGUGUCUUUUUUACCUCAGGAGCUCGACCGUAUUUAACCUCUAUUAUUUUCUCUUUUUGAGUCGGGUAUUUUUUUUUCCCCCCUCUCGAGCGGAUGACAGGAUGCCGUAGAUCGGCACGGGUGAUUUCACGGUCCUUCUCGUCCGAGGCGGGUCGGGGACGGCUAGCAUCGGAAAAGCGGAUGGGCCCCUUCCCUGUCCCCCUUGAUAAGCGGCAUCUCUCUCAGGAAGCGGGGAAACAAAAUCAAACAUGCCCCCACAAUGGAAGAACUUGAAAAAAAAUUACCUCAUGAGACUCUCCCCGCAGGAGAGCCACAAUACAUAUACCUCAUAGGGCGGCCAUGAUGGAAGAAGCCACCCCACCCCAAAGAAGUGCUGGUUUUUACAACUCACACCUCAACCUUUUUCAUGAUUAGACCCCGGCUAGAAAUGUGUUGUUCAAGGGGGUUUCUCAGGUGGGAUGAAAUGCAUUGACACUCGACGCAUGCAUACAAUCACGUGAUAUGAACUGAUUUUUAGCCUCGGUUUGUUAUUGCACAGCUAGAUACCAAAAAAAUAAAACAUAAGAGCGCUCGCCAUGGGUUCGCCAUCAAACCAGGCUUGAUUUUUUUAUUAUUAUUAUUAUUAUUCUUAGGGAGAAAGUGUUAGUCGCGUUCAUUCAUUCAGCAAUUAAAGCGGGACAAAUCCCGACGUUCAACAAUCAAAUUAAGACCAGCGGUGUCAAACGGGUCCAAUUUGCGGGGUUCAUACCGAAUCACAUGAUUUUAUUUUGAAAUUAGCGCUGUAAAACUGGAGAUUUGUGCAUUUCUGCGCUUGGCUAACUUUUGUGUCCACAGUCUUCAUUUGUCCUCUCCCACUCAAAAAGGACUGGACGUCGAGUGCUAAUGAAUUAUCAAAGAAGUCACCCAAAAAUGCCUCAAAACCAUCAAGAAGUGACCCAGAAGGAAGUAACCUGGAAAUGCCCCAAAAUCAACAGGAAAUAAUCCAAAAUGUGUAAGAAGUGACCCAGAGAUACACCAAAAUGUACAAAAGUGCCGCAUAAUUAACUUUUAAGGUUCCUUUGACAACUAUAGACGCCCAAUUCACAUAAACUGGGAGAACUGAUGUCGAAUGCUCAUAUUUCAGUGCCAUUGAUGGGGGCAGACAUCUAAUGGACGUCUGGCGCCAUCAAUGGCAGCCAGUGAGUUCUCUUAUUUGGCUCAAAAUGAAUUUGUCCUACCAACAUGAGAUAUAAUUCCCAUGAAUGCCGUGAACCAAAAUGAGUUUGGCAUCCCUGCUGUCGAAUGUAAAGUGUAAGUGUCUUAAAAUUACAUGGAAGUGCCACAAAAUCAAGAAGCGGCACAAAUUCAACACAAAAUUAACCCGAAAGUGCCCCAAAACUGAUUGGAAGUGACCCCAAAUUAACGGCUAAAUGUGUUGAAAUAUUCAGGAAGUGACCAAUGAAUAGGAAGUAAUCCAGAAAUGCCCUAAAAUCAACAGGAAAUGAGGCAAAAUGUACAAGGAGUUACCCAAAAAUGCACCAAAACCAAUGUAAAGUGACUCAACAUCAACCGGAAGUAACUUGGAAAUGCCCCAAAAUGAACAGGAAGUAACGAAUGAAUAUAAAGCAGCCCUAAAUACUUGGAAAAGCAACAAGAAAGAAUCCAAAAUUUACAGGAAGUGUCCUGUAAGUGUCUUUAAAUUACAUGGAAGUGCCACAAAAAUCGAGAAGCAGCACAAAUUCAACACAAAGUUAACCUGUAAGUGCCCCAAAACUAAUUGGAAGUGACCCGAAAUCAACCGCUAAAUGCAAAAUCAACUGGAAAUAAGGCAAAUUGUACAAGAAAUGACCCAAAAAUGCACCAAAAUCCACAGGAAGUGACCCAAAAUCACCUGGGUGUAACCUAGAACCGCCCCAAAAUCAACAGGAAGUGACCAAUGAACAGAAAGUAGCCCUAAAUACUUGACAAAUCAACAGGAAAGGAUCCCAAAUUUACAGGAAGUGUCCUGUAAGUGUCUUAAAAUUACAUGGAAGUGCCACAAAAUCAUCUAAAAGUGGCACAAAUUCAACACAAAAUUAACUCGUAAGAGCCCCGAAACUAAUUGGAAGUGACCCGAAAUCAAUCGCUAAAUGCGUUAAACUAUUCAGGAAGUGACCAAUGAAUAGGAAGUCACCAAGAUAUGCCCUAAAAUCAACAGGAAAUGAGGCAAAAUGUACAAGUAGUGACAAAAAAGCACUAAAACCAACAGGACGUGGCCCAAAAUUAAGUAUUCAAAAUAUCCGAAAAGUGUCCUGUAAGUAUCUUUGAAUUACAUGGAAGUGCCACAAAAUCAUCAAAUCAAUCACCAAAACUAAUCGGAACUGACCCGAAAUCAACUGCUAAAUGCGUUGAAAUAUUCAGGAAGUGAAAGGUAAAUAGGUAGUAACCCAUAAAUGCCCUCAAAUAAACAGGAAAUGAGGCAAAAUUUACAGGAAGUGUUCUGUAAGUGUCUUAAAAUUACAUGGAAGUGCCACAAAAUCAUCUAAAAGCGGCACAAAUUCAACACAAAAUUAAUCCGUAAGUGCCCCUAAACUAAUUGGAAGUGACCCGAAAUCAACUACUAAAUGUGUUGAAAUAUUCAGGUGAUAUGGCCGAUGAAAAGGUAGUAACCCAGAAAUGCCCUAAAAUCAACGGCUAAUGAGGCAAACUGUACAAGAUGUCACACAAAAAAAUGCACCAAAACCAACAGGAAGUAACUAAUGAACAGGAAGCAGCCUUAGAAUACUUGGAAAAUCAAAAGGAAAGGAUACAAAAUUUACAGGAAGUGUCCUGUAAGUAUCUUAAAUUACAUGGAAGUGCCACAAAACCAUCAAAUAGUGGCACAAAAUGACCCGUAAGUCCCCCAAAACUAGUUGGAAGUGACCCGAAAUCAACCUCUUAAUGUGUUGAAAUAUUCAGGAAGUGACCAAUGAAUAGGAAGUAACCCAGAAAUUUCCUAAAAUCAACUGGAAAUAAGGCAAAAUGUACAAGAAGUGACCCAAAAAUGCACCAAACCAACAGGAAGUGACUCAAAAUCAGCCAGAAGUAACCUGGAAAUGCCGUAAAAUCAACACUAAGUAACCAAUGAACAGGAAGCAACCUUAAAUACUUGGAAAAGUAACAGAAAAGGUUCUAGAAUUUACAGGAACUAUCCUGUAAGUAUCUGAAAAUUACAUGGAAGUGCCACAAAAUCAUCAAAUAGUGGCACAAAAUGACCCAUAGGUACCCCAAAACUAGUUGGACGUGACCCGAAAUCAACCGCUUAAUUCGUUGAAAUAUUCAGGAAGUGACCAAUGAAUAGUAAGUAACCCAGAAAUUUCCUAAAAUCAACUGGAAAUGAGGCAAAAUGUACAAGAAGCGACCCAAAAAUGCACCAAACCAACAGGAAGUGACUCAAAAUCAACCGAAAGUAACCUAGAAAUGCCAUAAAAUCUACAGGAAGUAACCAAUGAAAAGGAAGCAACCUUAAAUACUUGGAAAAGCAACAGAAAAGGAUCCAAAAUUUACAGGAAGUGUCCUGUAAGUAUCUGAAAAUUACAUGGAAGUGCCACAAAACCAUCAAAUAGUGGCACAAAAUGACCCGUAAGUGCCCCAAAACUAGUUGGAAGUGACCCGAAAUCAACCGCUUUAUUCGUUGAAAUAUUCAGGAAGUGACCGAAGAAUAGGUAGUAAUCCAGAAACGCCCUAAAAUCAACAGGUAAUGAGGCAAACUGUACAAGGUGUGACCCGAAAAAUGCGCCAAAACCAACAGGAAGUGACCCAAAAUCAACCGAAAUUGACCUGGAAAUGCCCCAAAAUCAACAGAAAGUAGCCAAUGAACAGGAAGUAGCCUUGAAUACUUGGAAAAUCAAAAGGAAAUAAUCCAAAAUUUACACGAAGUGUCCUGUAUGGAUCUUAAAAUUAAUGGAAGUGCCACAAAAUCAUCAAAUCAAUCACCAAAACUAAUCGGAAGUGACCCAAAAUCAACAGGAAGUUACUGCUAAAUAUGCCAAAAUAUUCAGGAAGUAACCAGAACAUGCCCACGUGAGAUAUAAUAGCCAUGAAUGUGGCCCGCGGACCAAAAUAAAUUUGACACCCCUGGAUUAGACAACUUUGUCGACAGGCUAGCAAGCUAGCUGGACUUGAACUCUGUUGCCUUUUCAUAGCGUUAGCUGAAUUAAAGGGCUCUAGAAUGUACGUAUAUUCAAUCCCGCUGAGCUCUUAACUCACUAACCAUUGAUGACAAUAGAUGGGACGUCGUCAUCGUCAACAACAGCUAAUGAGUUACAAAAAAAACUAAUGUUAAGUAAUAAUAUUACUAUUACUUAAUGAAGCUGGAUCGCAAGGAUUUCAUCAAAUUGGUUUGCUCUACCUUUUUUCAUUUUGUAGUAACCACGUGAAUCCUUUAGGGCGGCGCUGCUAAAAACCUUUUCGGCCUAGAGACGACGCUUGUGUGUGAGCGUGCGUGAACCUUUGGUGCGGGUCCAUUUUGGCUACUGACAAACGGACAAUCCUACAAAACUGUGUUCACAUUUUCAGCUAGCAAGUAUUUGCUAACAAGCUACAUGCUAAUUGUAUUGAUGAGCUUUGAACUUCAAAUGACUUCACUUAAUAUUUCCGACAAUCUUGACAAUCUAACCAAAACGCGAGUCUUGUCCGCCAUUUUAAAUUCAACUAAGCCACAAGUACCGCCACUUGCUAACGAAUAAAUAUUUUACGCUUUUCACAUGAUGUUAGGGUCAUUUUUUAUAGGGUGCCAUUUGGAUGUAACACAGUGUACACUAACAGAAGGUACAUUUUGUGCUAAAGUUAGGGUUGCCACCUUUCAGACAUAAUAAAUUUGGGACGCCCCCCUCGCGCCCAAAGCUGUACAGGCAGAGAAAAAAAAGAGACAUCCCCAAAACUCCUAAAAAUGCAAAGAAAUGUAUCUCUUCAUUUAUAAUCCGUAUUAGUUCAAUACGGAACGCAGCAUUAAGUUCCCAAUUUCGGAUCGUUCCUUAUUUUAAGUUAGCCCUCAGCCUAGCUUUGCUAGCAUAAUAGCUAACAUGACUUUAACUCUUUAAUUGAUUCAAAUUAAUUGCUUUGAUAUAUAGAGGUUUAACGGAGUGGACGAGUUAUGAUCAACUACACUGAAAGUACUUCAUAAAACUGCAAAAUAUGAUUUUUUAAAGGAAGUAAAGCGUAAAAUCGCUUACCAUAGUUGAAUUUCCCGCCACUUGUGUGAUCUUAUUGCAGAAGAGUGAUGUCAUUAAUAAAUGGUGAAAUUUCUUAAAGAGACACUAACACAAUUUAUCGGAGUGGAUAGUCAAACUGGGGAUGAACAGAAAACCUUUUUUUGUUGUUGUUGUUAUUAAAUAGCAUCUUUUAAUUUAAAAACAACACAUGAUUAAAAUACUUUAUCCAGGAGAAUAAAAUCAAAACUAUUUGGGAUAUUUUUCUACUUAUAUUAGUUAUUUUAUUGACUGAAUUUGACUGGGCACAUAGCAAUAUUCCAUAACCUUUUACCAGAAGACAAUUCAAUUCAAAAAAUAGAAUUUAGGAGCAUAGCAUCAAUUCCCAGGCGAAUUUAAGCUAAUUUCCGAAUCGUAAAGCAUAAAAGAGAUGACUUUAUCAAGACAAACGGGAAAAAGUAUUAACGUUAAAGCAACACUUGGUAACUUUUCAGUUUUGGUUGAUUUUCGGGACGCCAGUGGACAAAAGCGGUAGUGUUUUGCCUUAAGGAAGAUUGCGUUUCCCAUGAGGACCAACGCACACCCGCACAGAGUUGUAAAAUCAUCAAUCACUCAAAAAUCUAUCUCACGGUCGCCUGCAGAUAAAUUAAACAACAUUUCUGUUUCCAGCAGCUGUGUGAAGGAUGAAUUGUGCCUAGUUGUGACGGUUAGCAGCAAAUCAAAGUGGACAUGAAAGUACAUUUCUAUCAAUUCAUUCCUGAAACCUCAUCCUGCACUCAUGUAAACAUGUUUUUGUCCGAUGUUUAAACAACAUAUGGCUUUCAUUUGAGCUGAAGCUAUCAUUGUUUUAGUAGUCGAUUAAUCGAUGAACUAGUUUGUUCGAAUAAUCGAGUAAUCUGAUAAUAUUUGAGCUAAGCCUCAAACAGUAUAAAAAAAAAUAACUGAGGAAAUUAGUACAAAGGAAAAACGAUUGGGUAACUUACAUGGCAAAAGUCCGCUAGCUUAAAUGCUAUAGAAUCUAACGUUUUGGGUUUUUUGUUUUGUUUUUUACAAUGCUCUUAAAAAAUGGUUCAAACACAUAUUCCUACAAAAAACGGCUAAAUAUACCUAUAAACUAAAUUACGAAUGCAUUGAAAAAACAUCAGCUCACACAAAAAUUUAGCUUAUGUUGGUCUUAACAGGGAUUCAGCCAUGUGAAAUGAGUUAUGUCAUAUUCACUGUUGCCACUAGAGGGCAUUGUAUCCACCCAAACCAAUCAAACUAAAUGUAAACACUUUCAAAACAAACCAUUACAACGCCACUUUAGUUAAACAAAUCGAAUUACUUGAGUUAAUCGAUUUAUCAUUGCAGCACUAGCUUUCAUUACAGCUUUUCUUUUUAUUUUUUUAGGUCAAAACCUGGCUUUAGUCCACACCUGCUUAAAUACAGGAUUCUAAAUACUCCAUGCCUCAGUCUUUGCAGCAAAAUUAGCCCAAAAUUUCAGACUUCGCGUAUCUCCAUCGCCACCAUGUUAAAAUGUUUGCCCCGUGGCACCAAAUCCUGUGAAACUAUAGUGUAAAGAAGCCACCCGGAAUAACUCAUGCUGCCAACCAGUGGACGGGAGUACUAGUGCAGCCACUGUUUUCACCAAAAACACACGUGUAAGGAUCUAUACAGACAGAUUUUGAAUCGAUACGAGAAUUGCAUGAUGUAAUAUCGCGAUACAAUCCUAUUUAAGAAUGUCCCGAUGACGUUUUUGCAUCCGAGUCACGUGAUUUUGACGAUCUGCCCAUACCGAAAAAAAGUGUUGUUCAAAAAAAAAUUUUUUUUUCAACAUGUUACUGUCAGACCGUGCCGCCUUUAUAAUGUGAAUAAUUUUCAAACAAGGAAAAUAUCUUUAUUAAAUUCUUAAAUGAGUGAGUAUACUCAACUCUCACUUAUACACAGAUAUGAUUUGCCACAGAACACUUCCGCUAGUGUUUAACAAGCUAAAUGAUGAUUGACGCAUUUGGCGCCUUUGAAGGUAGCGUUCCCAAGCUUCUCUGGCAAGAUCAAAGCUUCAACGCCUGUCACUUUUUGUUAACUUUAACAAGCAAACUCCAGUGCACUGAUGAUCAAGAAAAGCAGCGGGAGGGAGAGUGAGAGGCUGUACGAGCAUGAAGCGGAAAAUAUACAGUUUUUAAAUUAAAAAUCCGAUUCUUUUGGCCCAAUUUCUGAUCACGUGAUCAGAUCAGGACAUCCCUAAUCCUAUCGCUAACCCAGAAGUUGAGUGACAUCACAGUGAAUAGAGCUUAUUGAUAAUACGCCCAAAAAAAAAAUCAAAGUUGAAUGUGUAUUUGUCCAACUUUAGUGUAAAUACAGUUUCAUUUAUACUGAUGACACCAAUGGCAUCCUAUUAAAAACAUAACCCAUUAGCGUUUAGCAUCGCUCGUGCUAUGAGAUUAGCUUUUCCCAAACGUUGGCAAACAUGGCGAACGUAGGAAUUUAGAAAAAAGCAACCCCCGAACCCCCUUUAUUUGACACCAAAAUACCUCAAAAGCGGCUAGCGCUAAAGCUAACCAUCAAGGAAACAGCGCUUAGGCUUGUAUGAACGCUAUUAAGACUGAUUUUUUUUUUUUUUUUUUUUUUUUUGCUGUUGCAUUUUGGGAUUUUUAUGUUUUUCUCGCGAGUAACUGCAGUCGAGCUUGUCGCUCGGGAAGUUCUGCGCACAUUUAAAAACAAAAAACAAAAAAAAUGGGGGAGUUAAUUGAGCUUUAAGAUUGUGUAAGAAUUAACCUGAUUUUUGUUUAAAUAAAAUAAAAUAUAAAACUAGAAAAAAAAAGCAGGCACAUUAUGCAAAAAUGUUUAUCAGAUACCUCAUUUAUCGAUUUUCUUUGAUGUUGUCUUUUGGCUUGUACAAUGCUCCGUAUAUUCAUUUGACUGUGGGGUUUGUGCAUAUUUUUGUACUGUUAUUAUUACACGGACAUGAUGAUAUGACUUCUAUAUAAAUAUAUAUUAUAGGUUUUUUUUUCCUCUUUGAUUCAACAACUACAAGGAAAAGAAGAACGUGGACAAAAAGGCGGUGAAUGCUUGUUAAAACGUUUGUUUUUUUGUGCUGAUUGUAUUUAAGAGGAGCACUUUUUGGCAAAGUGGUUUUCACACAUUCACUUUUGUUCAUAUGAUUAGUAAUAUAAAGACGUGGUU